AUGAAUGAUUUGCCGGAAACCAGUUGCAGCAACGACGGAGUGGAUUUAGAAACUGUGGAUUACCUCAGAGGGGUCAAGUCUUCAACGUGUUUACUAUUGCCAAUGACACCUAGCCCUACACCUUUAGACUUUAAGCAUCCACUUUCAGAAGAAGCGAAUGAAGGCCAAUUCCUAGAGGAUGAUUCUAAAAUUACUAAUUUGCAAAAUUCAGAUGUAUCCGCCGGCGAUUCUAGCUCAUCAGGUGAUUCUAAUUCCGUGGUUCAAGAUCCUGUCAGUGCUCAGCUUAUAAAUAAUAUCAGCAUGUUAGACUAUCAAACAUUAAGCAAAAAUGGUGAUCUUAUUAUAGGUCAAACCGAAGGUUGUAAAAUUAAUGGCAAUCUAAAUGUUAACAAGAGAAAAUUACCAAGCUUUGUGAAUUGGAAUUGGUUAAUUAUAAGGAAGGUUUUACUUUGGGUUGUCCUCUCUGGGCUUGUGGCUUGUUUAGGGGCUAUCAUAGCAAUGGUUAUAACAAUACCUAAAUCCUGUAAUCCGGAUUUGCCUUGGCACCAAGGAAAGGUAUUUUACGAAGUAUUUCCGGCUAGUUUUAAAGAUUCUGAUAAUGAUGGUAUUGGUGACUUAAAAGGUCUAACAAACAAAUUAAAUUACAUAAAGGAAUUAGGUUGUAUUGCAGUCAGACUUAAUUACAUUUUUGAAGCAAAAGAUUAUCCAACACAUUACAAUAACACUACUUCUUUAUUAAAAAUUGACAGAAGUCUGGGAGUUCUUAAAGAUUUUCAAGAUUUAGUGAAGGCGGUGCAUGAUAAAGGUAUGUUCAUUAUUUUAGAUAUACCAGUUUUAAGUAUGGUAGCACCUAUAACAUCUUUGAAUCCCAACUAUACUAUACUUUUUGAAAAUAAUAGUUCACUUAGUUUUAAUGAUCAAAUGUCUUCAGCUAUAGCAUUUUGGUCUCGUGUACAGAAUGUUGAUGGGUUUUAUCUAAAAAAUCUUGAAAACUUUGUUGAUGAAGUUUAUUUUGCCAAAACUCUGCAGACAUGGAAACAUAUAAUUGGUAACGGUAAAAUAUUAAUUGCUAGUGAAAAAGCAUUCGAACUUUCUAAUGGUGAUUCUCUUACAGUGUUAUUGAAUAGAAUAGAUCUUAUAGAUGUUCAUUUAAAUUUAAGUAAAGGUAUUAAAGGAUUGAAAAGUCAUAUAGAGAAAAUUGUAACUGGUACUCUUUGGGCUAAACCACAUUAUCCUUGGAUCCACUGGAAUAUAGGUAAUAUCAAUAGUGAGCGAAUAUCAACGAAACAUGUGAAUAACACUCUAGCGUUAACUGCGCUUGAAUUAGUUUUACCGGGUACAGUUAGUUUAUUUUAUGGUGAUGAAAUAGGCUUAGGUGGCUUUUCUCAAAACGAGGUUGAAGAUGAUUUCCAUGAGUUCAAAAAUAUUCAUAACAUAGUCAAAAUGACUUUUGCUGAUAAAGAUAACAAUAGUGUUGGCUUUUCACAAUGGAAUUCUAAACCAAUAACAAAACCUAAAUUUCAUUAUAUGGAAGUUAUUAAAAGAAUUAUUGAUAUAAGGUUAACGACACCAACUAUUUACUUAAGAGCUAUUUACAAAGACGGUAGUGUUCUAAAAAAUAUGGAAAUUCGUAAAACUGAAGAAAACCUAGUUGUUAUUGAACGUUGGUAUCCUCGCAGAAAUACUUGCGUUUAUGUUGCAAAUCUUGGAAAUACACCUAUAACAACAGAUUUAUCAACAAUGUUUUAUGGAGGUACUAUUGUGGCUGGAACAAACAGUUCUUUAGUUGGACAAGUUUUAUAUUUCGAUCGCGUUACAUUUCUUCCAAAUUCUGCUAUCAUUUUGAAACUUGAAAAGUAG
Molecule: messenger RNA, 1860 nt
Organism: Parnassius mnemosyne (clouded apollo)
Lineage: Eukaryota; Metazoa; Arthropoda; Insecta; Lepidoptera; Papilionidae
Source: the annotation of a GenBank genome assembly